ACAACCCUUCACGACACUCUCUCUUUCUCCUCUUUCAUUUUUCCUUCCAUUUUUAAUUGUUCCCUCAUCGUUUCGCCGGGCGUAAGCGGUAUACAUCAGAGGCGAUACACUGUCCUCGUCCGCUGCUACCACAAGCAAACAUACUAUCACAACAUUUAACCUAGUCAGCCCAUCGGCAUUGCAAAAUUCUACUAGUCGCUCUCUAACAGCAUAUUAUUUCACAAUCUACAAACAUUCAAAAUGCGUUUUACUGUUGCAUUUCUUGGUGCAUUAGGCCUCCUAGGUGGUGUGACCACUGCCAUUAACACAAUUGAGCUCAAGGGUAGACACUUCAUCGAUAGCGUAACUAAGAAGGAGUUCUUCAUCAAAGGUGUCGAUUACCAACCUGGUGGUGCCGCUAAUGUCGAAAAGGGAGGAGACCCCCUGACCGAUGCUGAUAAGUGUGCUCGUGAUGUCUUUCUUUUCCAGCAACUCGGUAUCAACACAAUUCGAGUCUACUCCGUAGAUCCCACCCAGGAUCACAACGAGUGUAUGACAAUAUUGGCCGCUGCUGGUAUAUACCUGGUUUUGGAUGUCAACACUCCGCUCGAACAUCAGCACUUGAACAACGAGGAGCCAUGGACUACUUACACUUCCAUGUACUCGGAGCACAUAUUCAGCGUUAUGCAUGUAUUCUCUGGGUAUGAUAACACAUUGGCCUUCUUGGCUGGUAAUGAAGUUAUCUUCGACCCCACAUCCGCUAAGGCAUCUCCCAACUAUGUCAAGGCUGUUGUGCGUGACAUGAAGGCCUACAUCACCAAUCAGAUUCACAGACGAAUCCCCGUUGGUUAUUCCAACGCCGAUGACUUGAGGUUCCGUACUGCUCUUGCUGCUUAUCUUGAGUGCGGUGACACUGGAUAUAUUGAUUUCUGGGGUGUUAACUCGUAUCAAUGGUGUGGUAAGAACACCUUCACCGGGUCGGGCUAUGACAAACUUGUUGAGGAUUAUAAGGACUACUCUCUUCCUAUCUUCUUCACUGAGUAUGGUUGUAACGAAGUCCGUCCCAGAAUCUGGCAGGAGGUCGACGCUCUUUACUCUGAGAAGAUGACGGGCGUUUUCUCCGGUGGUUUGGUUUACGAGUUCACCCAGGAGCCCAAUGACUAUGGUCUCGUUAAUAUCACUAAGGACGAAGAUGCCGUCAUCCUCAAGGAGUUUGAUUCACUCGGUGACGCGUUCGAGAAGACCCCUAAGGAACCGACCAUUCCUUCAGGUUCCAGCAACCCAACGCGCCCGGUUGAUUGCCCUGCUGCGAGCAAGUUGACCGGCAUUACCGCCAACUUCACUCUUCCCACCACCCAAGGCGCUGAGUAUAUCAAGAGCGGUGUCGACAAGACCAAGUUCGUGAAGGGAAAAUUCGUUACCGGCCCUAAGUUCACCACCACUCACAAAAUUACCGACAGUGAGGGUAAAGAGAUCACCGAGAAGACUGUCAAAGAGGUCGCUACGUACACUCAGUCUGAUAUCCCUGAUGGUGGCAUUGGAAUUAACAUUGGUGGCGGCACUGGAACUGGUAGUGACUCAGCCAGUGGAUCCGGGUCAAGCAGCGGUGACUCCACCAAGAAAAAUGGUGCUGGUUCCGCUAAGAGCAUGACUUUCGGAUGGUCGCUGGGAUUGAUCACAAUUGGGUUCGCCGCCUUAUUGUAAAGAUUUGUUCGAGUGCCUCUUGUUGUGGUUGUGAAAUGAUUUCCUUGUUUUUUUUUUUGGUGUUAUAACGGGUGGGAUAUAAUCAGCAGGUGGAGGGGAAGUCCUGAUCUACCCUUCAUCUGUUUUUCGCCGAAUCUGUAAGUCAGUCACGUUUGUGAUUAAAUUGAGCAACAGGAACGGACUUAUUUAGAGGUUAUUACAUAUUGUUCUUGCAUUUCUUCAUGGGCCUUCGGACUGUUUUGAUUCGGAGGGCCGGUAGAUUGGGUGUCUUUUGUUUCCGCUUUAUGAUCUUUCGUGCCUUUUUUUUUAUACCUUUUUUCUUAGCUCUGCUUGUAGUUGACUGUGCAAAAAUCUUUCAUAUCCCUGUACUGUCGAUCAUUUGAACGGUUUGCUCGCAAAAUAGUUUGGUAUUCACAUCA
This is a messenger RNA of Tuber melanosporum (Perigord truffle), 2102 nucleotides long. RefSeq lists its product as uncharacterized. The record is from RefSeq and is a predicted model, not a curated record. Bases 241 to 1683 code for a protein of 480 amino acids. The transcript is spliced from 4 exons. Gene Ontology annotation, biological process: fungal-type cell wall (1->3)-beta-D-glucan biosynthetic process. Gene Ontology annotation, cellular component: cytoplasm; fungal-type cell wall. Gene Ontology annotation, molecular function: 1,3-beta-glucanosyltransferase activity. Lineage: Eukaryota; Fungi; Ascomycota; Pezizomycetes; Pezizales; Tuberaceae.